Rosa chinensis is the source of this 1780-nucleotide messenger RNA. Its product is annotated as protein DETOXIFICATION 16. Gene Ontology annotation, biological process: xenobiotic detoxification by transmembrane export across the plasma membrane. NCBI's taxonomy places the organism in Eukaryota, Viridiplantae, Streptophyta, Magnoliopsida, Rosales, Rosaceae. The transcript has 8 exons. Gene Ontology annotation, molecular function: antiporter activity; xenobiotic transmembrane transporter activity. Gene Ontology annotation, cellular component: membrane. The coding region runs from base 154 to 1638 and encodes 494 amino acids. The record is from RefSeq and is a predicted model, not a curated record.
AAGGUGCCAAGGACCAUUUUAGACAAGAAAAUAUGGGCCCAAUUAGCACUGGAUGCAUUGAACAAAUAGUGUUCUUAGAUUAUAAAGUCGAUGCUCGUUGAACACUCUCUCUGUAAAAACACACUUUCUCUGUAAAAACAAAGAGCAUAGUUAAUGGCUGACGAAGAACAAUCUGCAGAUCUCGAAUCACCCCUGAUACCGGUGGUACUGCCCCAAGAACAUGCAGUACAUUCAACCAAGAGACAACUUACGAAAGACGAAUUUCUCGGGGAACUGAAGAAGCAGCUAUUGCUGGCAGGGCCGCUGGUAUCAUCAAAUUUCUUGCUAUGUGGUAUGCAGGCUAUUUCAGUCAUGUAUGUUGGUCAUCUUGGGGAACUAUCACUCGCAGCUGCUUCUACGGCAACUUCUUUUGCAUCAGUCACUGGUUUGAGCUUGAUUAUAGGAAUGGGUAGCGCAUUGGACACAUUUUGUGGGCAGUCCUAUGGGGCAAAACAGUAUCAUAUGCUUGGUGUACACAUGCAGAGGGCAAUGCUUGUUAUUCUUUUGGCAUGCAUUCCUCUUGCAACUAUAUGGUUCAAUGCAGGCCACAUUCUCAAAUUCUUGGGUCAAGAUCCAGAAAUUGCCGCAGCCGCUGGAACUUAUGCUCGUUUCCUGACACCAUGCAUUUUCGCUUAUGCAAUUCAACAAUGUCAUUCCAGAUUCUUGCAAACCCAAAACAAUGUUGUUCCCAUGAUAGUUACCACAGGUAGUGCAACACUAGUGCACUUGCUUCUCUGCUGGCUUCUUGUAUAUAAGACCAGCUUGGGAUAUAGAGGCGCUGCUGUCGCGAUCUCUAUCUCAUAUUGGAUCAAUGCAUUACUCUUGGCUGUUUAUAUCAGAGUUUCUCCUUCUUGUAUACACACAUGGACUGGAUUCUCAAAGGAGGCAUUUCAUGGAAUUCCGAAUUUCAUAAGACUAUCUAUUCCUUCAGCUAUAAUGAUCAGCUUAGAAAUCUGGUCAUUCGAAAUGAUGGUUCUCUUAGCUGGUUUCCUUCCAAAUCCACGGCUUGAAACCUCAGUCCUGUCAAUCAGCCUUAAUACAUGUUCAAUGGUAUACAUGAUUCCUCUUGCAUUCUCCAGUGCAGCAAGCACACGAGUUUCAAAUCAAUUGGGUGCCGGGCAACCACGACUAGCUCGUCUAGCAGUAGGUGUUUCACUAUGCAUAGUUGUUGCUGAAGGUGUUGUGGUUGCUACUGUACUGAUACUGGGUCGAACAGUUUGGGGCUACUGUUAUAGUAGUGAAGAGGAAGUAGUGAACUAUGUUGGACAAAUGCUGAUUUUACUCGCGGUAUCACACUUUUUUGAUGGAAUUCAAUCUGUGCUUUCAGGUAUCAUAAGAGGAAGUGGACAGCAGAAGAUCGGAGCAUAUGUUAACCUGGGAGCUUAUUAUCUUAUGGGCAUUCCUACUUCAAUAUUAUUAGCUUUUGUAUUUCACAUUGGAGGCAAGGGUCUUUGGAUGGGAAUUAUCAUGGCACUAUUUGUGCAAGCACUAUUUCUGGGAAUCAUAAUCUUAUUCACAGAUUGGGAGAAAGAAGUGAAGAAAGCUUCUGAUAGAGUGUACAAUACAAUGAGCGUGGCUGAUGCAACAUCUAUAAACUGAUGUAAACGUCGACAGGAUCAUAUCUGGAUUUGAUCCUGAAGAGGAAUGCUUAGAAUGAGAAAGUCUGUUAUUAGAAAACAAGUGGAAUGGCUUGAUUAAUCCUUAAUUGUGUUAGUAAAUGCAUGAUUCAUCUGUUUGUUUU